This is a messenger RNA of Nematostella vectensis (starlet sea anemone), 1302 nucleotides long. RefSeq names its product malate dehydrogenase, mitochondrial. Bases 106 to 1131 code for a protein of 341 amino acids. The transcript has 14 exons. Gene Ontology annotation, biological process: tricarboxylic acid cycle; malate metabolic process. The record is from RefSeq and is a predicted model, not a curated record. NCBI's taxonomy places the organism in Eukaryota, Metazoa, Cnidaria, Anthozoa, Actiniaria, Edwardsiidae. Gene Ontology annotation, molecular function: L-malate dehydrogenase (NAD+) activity. Gene Ontology annotation, cellular component: mitochondrion; cytoplasm.
UUAGAACGUAAACUUGUGAGCAUGCGCGAUCACGAUCUCUCUUGAACGGUCACCGUCGCUGUUAGAAAAAGGUUGCGGAAUCCUUCCCUAAAAUAUCACACAAAAAUGCUUUCCAGAGCUGCUAUUCGCGCAAAUGGAGCCAACACUAUUUCUAGAGCUGUCAGACAGUUCUCUUCAUCUUCACAGCGGCAGUCAAAGGUUGCAAUCCUUGGUGCAGCUGGGGGAAUAGGCCAGCCAAUGUCUUUGCUAUUGAAACAAUCUCCGUUGAUCAGCCAUCUCGCUUUGUAUGACAUCGUCAACACCCCAGGAGUUGCUGCUGAUUUGAGCCACAUUUCCACCCGUGCAAAGGUUACAAGUCACCAAGGGCCAGAUGAUUUGAAAGCUGCUCUUGAGGGAUGCUCUGUAGUGGCAAUUCCCGCUGGUGUGCCAAGAAAACCUGGAAUGACUCGUGAUGAUCUCUUCAACACCAAUGCUUCCAUAGUCAAAAAUCUUUCGGAGGCUUGUGCAAAGCACUGCCCCAAGGCUAUCAUCUGCAUCAUCUCAAAUCCUGUCAACUCAACAGUCCCUAUUGCAAGUGAAGUCUACAAAAAGGCGGGAGUGUAUGACCCAGGAAGAAUUCUUGGUGUUACAACCCUUGACAUUGUGCGUGCUCAUACAUUUGUUGCUGAAGCUAAGGGCCUGGAUGUGAAUAUUGUUAAGAUCCCAGUCAUUGGUGGUCACUCUGGAGUCACCAUUCUGCCUCUUCUCUCUCAGACCACACCAUGUGUGAAUUUUACUCAGGACGACCUUGAGAAGUUGACAGAUAGAAUUCAAAACGCUGGCACUGAGGUCGUCAAUGCAAAGGCUGGAGCUGGAUCUGCAACCUUGUCUAUGGCGUAUGCUGGAAAGGAGUUUGUACAUUCUGUUAUUGAGGCUUUAAAUGGCAAGAAGGAUGUGGUGCAGUGUGCUUUUAUCAAGUCUCACCUGACCGAGGCUGGUUAUUUUGCUACUCCAGUUCUACUGGGAACAAAUGGUGUUGAGAAGAAUCUAGGAAUGGGAAAGCUCUCAGAUUAUGAACAAAAGAAGAUGGGAGAGGUCAUUCCAGAGUUAUUGAAGAACAUCAAGAAAGGAGAAGACUUUGUAAACCAAUAAUUACUCUAUAAUCUCUUCUGGUGUCCUUAAGCUUUAGUAAAGCUAUAGCUAUGCUUUUAUUAAUAUACAGUGUUUUAGAAGACACAGAAUUGUAAAUUAAUUCAGAAUUUUAUUGGAUGCCAUUCUAACUCUGUCCUUAUCUGUGUAUCUAGUAAAACAUCAUUAUAAAAA